Laetiporus sulphureus 93-53 is the source of this 1667-nucleotide messenger RNA. RefSeq lists its product as uncharacterized. The record is from RefSeq and is a predicted model, not a curated record. The transcript has 3 exons. NCBI's taxonomy places the organism in Eukaryota, Fungi, Basidiomycota, Agaricomycetes, Polyporales, Laetiporaceae. The coding region runs from base 73 to 1194 and encodes 373 amino acids.
GCCCCUUACAGCAUCUGGCACUUGGAUUGGCGGUAGUCUCAGCCACGACUUCGUGUACCGACCUUAGUCUUCAUGUAUGCGAAGUCGCGAAAACGAAAAUACAGGUCGCACAACAUCCGUCAUCAAGGCGAGAUUAGCGAAGAUGCGGAGGGCACUACCUUUCCUACGAAAGAUCCAGCUUUAUACAUCCAGGCACACGAAGCUGAUGUGGUGCGAGGACCGCAAGCUGCAGCUGCUGCGACAUCUCUUGAAGUCGACUACUAUGAAGAGGACGGGAAGCAGCGGAUGCGCGUUGGCGGUGGCCUAAUCAAGUGGAAGAGUGGCGAAACUGAACCUGCCCCAUUUGACGAGGACCAUGCGCAGCUUCGCAAUUAUGCGUUGAAGAGUGAUAGCAAGAACGUUGAAGAAGAGAAUGGUCUAUGGGUGGACAGAUAUGAUGCGCGUCUCCUGUUGGAUCAUCUUCGCUUAGUGCCUUCACAGGCAUCAGUAAAUGAACCUGACUCUCCGGGGAGCUGGUCUGACCUCCCAUCCGACACUGAGGAUACCUUCUUCUUUGACGCCCAAGAAGUGGAAGAUUAUCGCCGCGACAAGCGGAGACGGUUGAUAGAAAGGAAUAGAGAAGAACGAUUGAACGCUUUACGAUCAGAAGGAGGUGAGGACCAUGAGGCAGGUGCGGAUGAGGAGAGAUGGGGCGGCAGCGAUGAAGAGCCGGACGACACACAGAGACAGCUCAUGAGGCGUACAGCCGCGCACAUUCUGAGCUCGCCGAAUCCUGCACAGCUAGAGAUGCGUAUAUUGGCAAAUCAUGGAGCAGAUCGCCGCUUUGCAUUUCUGAGGGGCCGAUGGUCCCGCGCGUGGGAGGUCAUCAAAGGACGCGCACGCCUUGAUAGUGAACAGGAGAAGCAGAGAGCAGAGCAAGCGCAGUCGUCCGUAGCUCUUCCCGGACUAGGCGGCUAUGGGGACAGCGACGAUGAGGCCGAUGCCGAGUCCCAUAGUGGGACCACUUCGGUGGAUGAACCGAGGGAACAGAUCGCGAGGAGAAACGAAGGAGAUCAUCAAGCGGCCCGUAUUGCUGGGCAGCCGGAGAGUGCUCAUGAAGAGACUCAGUCAGCAGACCUCACGGAGCUGCAAAGAGCUAGGCGCGCUCGAGCGAAACAAUGGGCGGAAGAGCGGCAAAGAGCUGCGAACGGUUGAUUUCGGUAUGAUACAUGUUCUGGAGUCCUUGCUGUACUCGACGCUCGCUUGAACGCUAUUCAUUCGUGCAGAAGCAGACGUUUCACCUUCUUAAUCAGCGGAUAAAAACGGUGUUAUGAUGCAGAGCCGCUAUAUGUAGAAUAUUGAGCCUUUCCAGUUGGAGUGCACGUCUCUGCCCCAAACGCUCACGGCCUGUUCAUAAGCUCUUGCAUUCUCAACAUGCCCAUCUUCGUCUUCGAAUAUGCACGCUGCUGCUCGAGAACGGUUCCUUAUAGUCCGUUGACUUCAAAUAACACCUAUCUCUCCUGCAUGCCAGGUAGUACGCAUAGUACGCAGCGGGGCCCAUACUGGCAGCUUGAUUUGCGCGCGCGUAUAGGCAACUAGCAGUGUGUCAGAACAAUGCCUUGCUGGAUCGUGUCCGCUUCAUCAUGAUAGCGGAAGUCAUCCUGGAGCACAACUUUAUAAUGCAUCGG